Molecule: messenger RNA, 1293 nt
Organism: Penicillium manginii
Lineage: Eukaryota; Fungi; Ascomycota; Eurotiomycetes; Eurotiales; Aspergillaceae
Product: beta-tubulin
Exons: 7
Coding region: 1-1293 (430 amino acids)
Biological process (GO): microtubule cytoskeleton organization; mitotic cell cycle
Cellular component (GO): cytoplasm; microtubule
Molecular function (GO): GTP binding; structural constituent of cytoskeleton; GTPase activity
Source: RefSeq, a predicted model, not a curated record
AUGCGUGAGAUUGUUCACCUCCAGACCGGCCAGUGUGGUAACCAAAUUGGUGCCGCUUUCUGGCAAACCAUUGCCGGUGAGCACGGCCUUGAUGGCGAUGGACAGUACAACGGUACUUCCGACCUCCAGCUGGAGCGCAUGAACGUCUACUUCACCGAAGCUUCCGGUGACAAGUAUGUUCCCCGUGCCGUUCUGGUCGAUCUGGAGCCCGGUACCAUGGACGCUGUCCGUGCCGGUCCUUUCGGCAAGCUCUUCCGCCCCGACAACUUCGUCUUCGGUCAGUCUGGUGCUGGUAACAACUGGGCUAAGGGUCACUACACCGAGGGUGCCGAGCUCGUCGACCAGGUCAUCGACGUCGUCCGCCGUGAGGCCGAGGCUGCCGACUGCCUCCAGGGUUUCCAGAUCACCCACUCCCUGGGUGGUGGUACCGGUGCCGGUAUGGGUACGCUCCUGAUCUCCAAGAUCCGUGAGGAGUUCCCCGACCGUAUGAUGGCUACCUUCUCCGUUGUCCCCUCCCCCAAAGGUCUCCGACACCGUUGUCGAGCCUUACAACGCCACCCUGCUCUGUACGAUAUCUGCAUGCGUACCCUCAAGCUGAGCCAGCCCUCCUACGGUGACCUGAACCACCUGGUCUCCGCCGUCAUGUCCGGUGUCACCACCUCCCUCCGUUUCCCCGGUCAGCUCAACUCCGAUCUCCGCAAGCUGGCUGUCAACAUGGUUCCUUUCCCUCGUCUUCACUUCUUCAUGGUCGGCUUCGCUCCCCUGACCAGCCGUAACGCCAAUGCCUACCGCCAGGUUAGCGUUCCCGAGCUGACCCAGCAGAUGUUCGACCCCAAGAACAUGAUGGCCGCCUCCGACUUCCGUAACGGCCGUUACCUCACCUGCUCCGCCCUGUUCCGCGGUAAGGUCUCCAUGAAGGAGGUCGAGGACCAGAUGCGCAGCAUACAGACCAAGAACCAGAGCUACUUCGUUGAGUGGAUCCCCAACAACGUCCAGACCGCCCUGUGCUCCGUUCCUCCCCGUGGCCUGCGCAUGUCCUCCACCUUCGUUGGUAACAGCACCUCCAUCCAGGAGCUGUUCAAGCGUAUCGGCGACCAGUUCAGCGCCAUGUUCCGCCGCAAGGCUUUCUUGCACUGGUACACUGGUGAGGGUAUGGACGAGAUGGAGUUCACUGAGGCUGAGAGCAACAUGAACGAUCUUGUCUCCGAGUACCAGCAGUACCAGGAGGCCUCCAUCUCCGAGGGAGAGGAGGAGUACCUCGCUGAGGAGGCUGGUCUCGAUGAGGAGAUGUAA